Diabrotica balteata is the source of this 1669-nucleotide messenger RNA. The record is from the annotation of a GenBank genome assembly. NCBI's taxonomy places the organism in Eukaryota, Metazoa, Arthropoda, Insecta, Coleoptera, Chrysomelidae.
CCUUGAUCGUAUGACGUUUCUUUUUACUCUGCCUCACUCUGCCUUCCUUUUCCAUUUUAAACGUUUGAACAAAAUAAAUUAUAAAAAUGGCAAGUUUGGGUCAAUGCGAAACGCCAGGUUGUUCAAAUCCUGCAAAAUUGCAAUGCCCUACUUGCAUUAAGCUAGGAAUUCCGGGCUCGAUAUUUUGUUCACAAGAAUGCUUCAAGAGUAAUUGGAAAACUCACAAAAUUAUCCACUCUUUAGCCAAAGGAGAAAAUAUAGAUGGGAAAAAAGAAGAUUCCUACAAUCCUUGGCCCAGUUAUUCAUACACAGGGAAGUUGAGACCUUUUCCACAAUCAGCCAAAAGAACUGUACCAUCUCAGAUUCAAAGACCAGAUUAUGCGGACCAUCCACAAGGUUACCCUCUCAGUGAACAAGCUGUCAAAGGUUCCGGACUUAUUAAAGUGUUGGAUGAUGAAGAAAUUGAGGGUGUUAAAGUAGCUAGUAGGCUAGGCAGAGAAGUCAUAGAUGAAGCUGCAAGAGUAUGUGAUGUUGGAGUAACUACUGAUGAAAUUGAUAGAAUAGUACAUGAGGCUUGCAUUGAACGUGAUUGUUAUCCAUCUCCUCUAAAUUAUUAUGAAUUCCCAGCAUCAUGCUGUACAUCUGUCAACGAAGUUAUUUGUCAUGGAAUUCCUGAUAGUAGACCACUUGUGGAUGGUGAUUUAUGCAAUGUGGAUGUCACUGUUUAUCAUAGAGGCUUCCAUGGCGAUUUGAAUGAGACUUUCUUUGUGGGAAAUGUUAGUGAGAAACAUAAAAACUUAGUAAAGGUUACUCACGAAUGUUUAAUGAAAGCUAUAGAUAUUGUUAAACCAGGAGAAAAAUAUAGGGAAAUAGGUAAUAUUAUCCAAAAACAUGCCCAAAGCCAUGGGUACCAAGUGGUUAGGAGCUACUGUGGUCAUGGGAUCCAUAGGUUAUUCCACACAGCACCCAAUGUACCUCAUUAUGCAAAAAACAGAGCUAUAGGUGUGAUGAAACCAGGCCAUUGCUUUACAAUUGAACCCAUGAUAUCAGAAGGUACUUGGCGUGAUGAAAUGUGGCCCGACAAAUGGACAGCAGUCACAGCAGAUGGCCAAUGGUCAGCCCAAUUUGAACAUACACUUUUAGUCAAUGAAACAGGCUGUGAAAUUUUGACACGACGAAGGGAAAAGAAUGGACAACCUCACUUUAUGGAUAAACUUUAAUAAUUUGGAUGUUUUUUCCAGUUGUCUACCAUAAAAUGAUAGAAAUUUAACAUAUUUACAAUUGCUUUAGAAUAUAAGAACUGACAAGUUUUGGUCUUAAACAAUUUGGGGGUAAACAUUUUUUCUAUAUUUUAGUGUCCUUGUGAGCGAUAAAGCCAUAGUCAACUAUUCCCCCAUUGUUGAUCAAUAAAAGCUUGUCAGUUCUUCUUUUAUUUUAUCUUUCGAAACACUUUUUAUUUUUAACUUAAGUUGUUGCAGAAUUGAUCGUAUUCAUUUUUGGACAGUUUUUUUUAUGGAAAACUUGGAAUGGUGUUCAAUUCCAUUUUGAAUUGAUUGAUUAUUAACCAAAAUUGUGUAAUUGUUGGAGAGAAAUUGUAUAUCUAAUGAAAACAUGUAGAGUUUGUGCACAAGCUGUAAUAAAAUCUCAUUAUUAUAAUUUUGAAUCUGUU